AUCUCCCAUACAGCAGAACGUGCAGACACAUCAGGCUGCUCCAGGAGGCGGGAGCUCCAGCUCUGACACUGUCCCAGAGACAGAGAGUGACAUCAGCCGGCUAGUGGCUGCAGGAGGGAGCCUGGGGACACUGGGAUCAGGAAAGAGAGGGACUCACUCAGGGAGCUGAGCUGGUGCUGACUGUCUGCUUUCAGAGUCAAGGACAGGGGGACAGGGACCUCACUGGCUGCAGGACUGUUAACUAUUUGAGUCCCAGACUAGAUACCCCCAGACAGUUAGAUUGUGUGUCCUUGGCUGGUAGUGUGUGUCCCCUGGAUGGGGUGGAAGAGGGGGAGCCGCCCCAGAAGCAGUGGACACAGAGGGACCCAGCGCUGCCCUGGACAAGUUCUGCAGGCUCGACUCUCACCCCAUGAGAAUGCACUUCAGUGCAGUCACCAGGGAUAUGGAGGCCAUUUCCAGCCCUUGGCUCACCCAGCUGUCCCAUUUUUGCGAUGUUGCAGCUUUCACGGCCAACAGUUUAAGUAGCCUGAAUGCCUCGGGGGGCUACCACCUCUCUCCGUCCCCCGGGGAUCCCUACAGCCAGCACGAACCCCACUACGAGCCCUGCUCGGCCGCCCAGCACUCCUACAGCUUCGGCCCCGGUUCCAGCCAUGCCUGCCCGGAGCCCGAGAGCGGAGCCUCCUCCUCCAGCUGCUCCUCCACCCCGGGCAGCGGCAGCGCCAACCAGGGCAGCAGCGCCAACCAGGGCAGCAGCUCCAGGGCCCCGGUGAAGAAGAACCCCAAGGUGGCCAACAUCAGCGUGCAGCUGGAGAUGAAGGCUCUCUGGGACGAGUUCAACCAGCUGGGCACCGAGAUGAUCGUCACCAAGGCUGGGAGGCGCAUGUUUCCCACCUUCCAGGUUAAGAUAUUUGGGAUGGACCCCAUGGCUGAUUAUAUGUUAUUAAUGGAUUUUGUACCAGUGGACGAUAAACGCUAUCGUUAUGCCUUCCAUAGUUCCUCGUGGUUGGUGGCAGGCAAGGCUGACCCUGCCACGCCGGGGAGGGUCCAUUACCACCCAGACUCCCCUGCUAAGGGGGGGCAGUGGAUGAAGCAAAUUGUGUCCUUUGACAAACUGAAACUGACCAACAACCUGCUGGACGACAAUGGACAUAUCAUACUAAAUUCCAUGCACAGAUACCAGCCACGUUUCCAUGUGGUAUAUGUGGAUCCCAGAAAGGACAGCGAAAAAUAUGCAGAAGAAAAUUUUAAAACAUUUGUAUUUGAAGAGACUCGCUUCACUGCAGUAACUGCAUAUCAGAAUCACAGAAUUACACAACUUAAAAUCGCUAGCAACCCAUUUGCCAAAGGAUUUCGAGACUGCGACCCUGAAGACUGGCCCAGAAAUCACAGACCUGGAUCCCUCCCUCUUAUGAGUGCUUUUGCAAGGUCUAGAAAUCCAGUUUCAUCUCCUCCACAGAAUGGAAGCGAAAAAGACGGAGAUGGCCGAAGAGAUUAUGAGAGAGACGCAAGUGGCACACCCCUUCAUAGUGAUGCUGCCCAUCAACAACUAAUGUCCAGAGUUCUCAGCCCUUCACUCCCUGUGCCAGGUGGACUUGUCCCUCUUAGCACUGGCAGACCUAGUCCUCCCCAUGAACUGCGUCUUGACCCCCAUUCACAGGGCUCAGAACCUCUCCAUCAUCACCCCUACAAAUACCCUACAAGUUAUGAUCACUACUUAGGAGCAAAAACCAGACCGACCCCCUACCCUUUGCCGAGCAUCAGAGGACAUGGCUAUCACCACCACCAUAUGAACCCAGCAGCAGCUAAUAUGUACUCUGCAGCCGGGGCACCCAGCAGUUAUGAGUAUGGGCCAAGAUAACAUUUGAAACAAGAGAAAGAUCCCAUUGAGAGACUAUUUAAAGCUAUUAAACAAUGGAUGUUUUAUGCAUGAUUUUAAUUAUUCAGUAGUGUAUGCUUUGGAUAUUACAUUACUGCUGAAACGAAAGUUGCCCUCUUUCUAAACUCAUCAGGGCACCUCUCCAGCUUCCAUUGUGAUAUGUGAAUAAAAUCUUCAUGCAACCAACAUGCAAGCUGGAUCUACCACUUAAUCUGGCCUGUGCUGUUCAGAUACUACGUUAGUAGAAAAGACAGGCUUUGCCAACAAGGGCACUUGAGUUCAACAUGUCAUUUGUUUGUUGAAAUAUUGUACUGGGAAAAGAACAUGGACACUUGAGAGGAAUGAUGGAAUGGACUUUUGAUCAUGCUUCUAUUACUACUUUAUUUUUGUAAAAAACAAAGUUAUGUGUCUUCUUCUGAGCCUAAAUGAGAGGAUGCACAAUUGCCCAUCCCCACAAGUGCACUGUUAACCAUGAUUGAAAUAAUAUAUCCCAUCCACAGGGCAUUGACUUCUCUACGGCCAGAUGCACUAUCAUGCAAAAAAAAAAAAAAAAAAACAUUUAAAAAAAACGAAAAAAAAAAAAAAAGAAGCCAUAUGCUUUUGUUGUUUUGCUGUUAUUUUAUUUUUCAUUUUAUGAAAAUAAAUGUUGAUUUGACUCUGUGGCAGAGGAAUCUGCUGUGUUAAAACCAGUAGUGAUUGUUCUUUCUCUUCACACUCUUUAGGACUGACAUGCCAGCCCUACGCUUCAUGAAAACAUAUUCUGAAAACUCUGAAGUACGAUAUAAAAAUUUUAAAUGAGUUCCUCCACCAACCUUUAUCAAGUAACUAAAACUGGUGUGCAGAGUGCUCAAGCUAGUCACAUACGGCAUUGUGUUUUUUUCCAGUAGAGAACUAAAUCUACAAUGUUUUUUUCAAAGUCAUUAACUAAAUCCACCUACUCAGUACAUAGUAAUGCAAUGACUCACCAGGAAAUGUGUGUUCUGUGACUCCAAAUAUUAUACAUUUGCAGUGUAUUUUGGAAAUAAUGUCUUUAAAUGUCGCCUUAAAUGCCGUUUUAUCAAGUUCACACUAUUGUCUAGAUAUAUCCUGUAGUUACAGAGUGGUAGAGGGUCUGUUAUUUGGUAUGUGCCAAAGCAUGUGGUUCAUCCACUGGGGUAGUGUUUGGAUGGAUCUUCAGGGCUUAACAAGCUCAAUGUGUUUUUUUUUUUUAUUUUAUUUAUUUCCCUAAAACAGAAUUAAAAGUUUUUUGCUAUUUAUUUCCCCUAGAUGUCCUUUGCGUCUUAACAUACUUUGGCUCUACAUAAAAUAUGAUUUCAAGCAAAGACAGGAGAAUUUCAGCAA
Molecule: messenger RNA, 3217 nt
Organism: Pelobates fuscus (common spadefoot toad)
Lineage: Eukaryota; Metazoa; Chordata; Amphibia; Anura; Pelobatidae
Gene: TBX1
Product: T-box transcription factor 1
Exons: 9
Coding region: 410-1858 (482 amino acids)
Biological process (GO): regulation of transcription by RNA polymerase II; cell fate specification; positive regulation of DNA-templated transcription
Cellular component (GO): nucleus
Molecular function (GO): DNA-binding transcription factor activity, RNA polymerase II-specific; RNA polymerase II cis-regulatory region sequence-specific DNA binding
Source: RefSeq, a predicted model, not a curated record